GGAGUUGCGCCUGCGCAUUCGCAUAGAUCAGAGUCAUUAAACUGUGUCCCUGUCCUUUACUAUAACAGAGAGAUAUAGCCGCCAUAGUUUUCCCUUACGUUUGCUCGGUUAUCGGCUCUUGGUUACAAAAUUCUUCAGGUUGCUCUCGUUUAAGGGUGUUUCAAGUCUUACUGGUUGAAAAACCGGCAAAUGAAUUAUUUUGGUGAGACACUCAAGUGCCCCCUCCUCAAUUAAUUGAAAAUCACGCGUGAUUCACGCUCAAGAUCUCGGUUUCUGUCGUAUUAGCGAAACACCCAUUUACUGCCGAAUUGUUCUUUAUCAGCCGUCUGUGUGACGUUGUGUGUUACUUUUAUUUUGGUCAACCUGACAAUUACCAAAUUAUUCCCUGUUAUUCAAAGUGCUAUUGGGUUGUGUGAUGUCAACGGGCGUGUCAGACCAGCGGAUGAGAGGCCAAGGAAGUCAACAAGCAAACGGUCCAAACAAGGAUCAACUUAAUGACCAUGAAGACUUUUCAUCUUGGAGGAACCAAUCAAUUCAGACUUCAUACGUUUCACCUGCUGUAGCGACAACUGACCAUUAUCUAUCAAGCUAUUAUGGCCCUUCGUUCUCUUACCCAUUGGAACAUGGCGCGUGGUCGAGCAAUUCUGCCACGGGAACAGCUGACUUGCCUUUUUUGGGUGGUUAUGGAGUUCCCUCUCAACAUCAGGCACAGCACCUUCACCAGCAAGAUCUUUACGGAAUCGACGGCAUGUUUGGUCCCAGUGGAAGUUUCAGCAAUUUUGGUGGCCAACCCUCAUUCGGGGGUGGAUACGGUGUUGGCACGGAAUAUUCGACGUGGGAUCGUAAAGGGGCUAACUACGACGACUAUUAUCAGGCGGGAAGAACUGCUGCCGAUCACCAAACGAUCUACCCAUCGUCGGCCACCUCUACUAGCCGACCGGAAGAAUCCUCGUCAUCUGUGGGCGUGAAGCAAGUAGAACAAGUUAUGCAAGGACUAUCCCUGGAGACGACCAAACCUGUCACACAGGAACCACAGCAGCAGCAACAGUCACAACAACCGAAGAAACUGACUUGGGCAUCUAUCGCCAGUCAGCCAGCCAAACCACAAUUGACGACAAAAAAGAAGUCGAUGGUUCCACCACCGAUGGUAACUCCGCGAACUCCAAGUUUGGACAUUGGCACUUGGGAAAACAAAAAUGGGGCUGGAGUUCAUCCGUCUAGUAUACCAACUCCUCAGCAUCAUGUCCCUUCUGCUAUUCAGCCAACAACAGUCUCAAUUGUUCAGCAACCAGCUCCAUCACCAUCACCAUCGAAACCGAUAGGGCAAUCGCACCCUCCACCACAGCAAUCGCAGCAGCAACAACAACAGCAGCAGCAGGAACAGCAGCAGGAGCAACAGCAGGAGCAACAACAACAGCAACAGCAACAGCAGCAGCAACAACAACAGCAGCAACAACAACAGCAGCAGCAACAGCAACAACAACAACAACAAUAUCAGCAGCAUAUGCCACAACAGAACCAACGUCAUCAACAGCAACAAGCUCAUGCUAGCCAAAAUCACCAACAACAGAUAAAUCAACAAUCGCAAGUGCAACCGCAGCCACGCCCAACACGGCCUACUCCGCCUCCAGCUCUGAAUCAAGCAGUUCAACAACAACCAACAGUGGUAACUCCACCAAAACCGGUUACAGUGUCGGUUGUAGUGCCACCGACUCCGCCAGUGACGGCCCUAGCCAACCCCAUACUGGAAGAAUUACAAUUAAAGCACAUUUACAACCCCAAAGAAUUUGAUUUGUCGGCUAAGAAUGCACGUUUCUUUGUCAUCAAAUCAUACUCGGAAGAUGACAUCCAUCGGUCCAUCAAGUAUGAGAUUUGGUGCUCAACCGAGCACGGCAACAAGCGACUGGACGCUGCUUUCCGCGAAAGGGAUGGAAAGGGUCCGGUCUAUUUGUACUUUUCAGUUAACGGAUCCGGGCAUUUCUGUGGGAUGGCUGAAAUGACAUCAGCAGUAGACAUGUCGUCAACACUGUCAGUUUGGUCGCAAGACAAGUGGCGUGGUCAAUUCACCGUCAAAUGGAUCUACGUCAAAGACGUGCCUAAUGCUGCAUUGCGUCACAUUCGGCUGGAAAACAACGAAAACAAGCCCGUUACCAAUUCGCGCGACACCCAAGAGGUGCCAGUCGAAAAGGGUCGUCAAGUGUUGAAAAUCCUCCAUUCGUAUCGCCAUUCAACGUCCAUAUUUGACGACUUUAGCCAUUAUGAGAAGCGUCAAGCGGAAGAAGACCAGCGAAAGGUCAUGGCACCCAACCCAUCGUCUGGCGGUCAUAGCAGCGGCAAUGACUAUGAAAGCGACAGGGCUCCUCCGCAACGCGAAAGAGAUCCUUAUAAUCGGCCCCAAUCGGAUCGUAGGGAACGCGAUGGGUUCGAUCGUGUCGUGGAUGCGCGAGAUUUCCGCGGCAGGAUUGACAGAUCAGGAUUUGAUUAUCGGGAUCGGGACGGUUAUAGUGUGCGCGAUAGAGACAAUCGCGGUAGUAACCGAGACGGCCCGGGGGGCUACCGUCCAUCUGAUCGCGACAGCCAAGGUUACCGUAGUGGUGAUCGCGGAACGGAUCGUGGAAGUGAUCGUAGAAUGGAACGUGGUGGAGAUCGUGGAAUGGAUCGUGGUGGAGAUCGUGGAAUGGAUCGUGGAAUGGAUCGUGGUGGAGAUCGUGGAAUGGAUCGUGGUGGAGAUCGUGGAAUGGAUCGUGGUGGAGAUCGUGGUGGAGAUCGUGGAAUGGAUCGUGGAAUGGAUCGUGGAAUGGAUCGCGGCGGAGAUCGUGGAAUUGACCGUGGUACAGAUCGGGGGAUGGAUCGCGGCGGAGAUCGAGGAGUGGAUCGUGGAGUGGAUCGCGGUGGAGAUCGUGGAGUGGAUCGCGGCGGAGAUCGUGGCAUGGAUCGUGGCAUGGAUCGUGGCAUGGAUCGUGGCAUGGAUCGUGGCGGAGAUCGUGGCGGAGAUCGUGGCGGAGAUCGUGGCGGAGAUCGUGGUGGAGAUCGUGGCAUGGACCGUGGUGGAAUUGCUGAAAGAGGUGGAAACAUGCGAGAGGGUAUUUCGCGUGCACGCCGUUAAAACGUUGUUCGGGUUAUUAUCCGUGAUUUCCGUAACACGCAAACAAACAAAACAAAUAAACAACAAAAUAAGAAAAUAGGAGGGAGGGGGGUACUAUAAAGAACUUUCUGUGGAAUUUUUUUUUUUGUUUUGUUUUCCUUAAUUUGGGAAUGGGUGUGCGUAUGUGUGUGAGCGUUUAGCUAAUUGUUUGUCGUUGUCCUUCAACACACAUAAAUGGAACACUUUGGACAUGGGAAAAACGAUCAAUUCGACUUUUACAGAACAGUGCGGUGGCUUAGAAAAGUGAGUGAACGUGAAAGUGCUGAUCAAGAACAACUGGAGUGAAUCAAAUCGAGAAGUGUUAUUUCAAAAUGAUGGAAAAUCCAGCAAAAAUCGUGUCUGCAACUUCAGGAAGACCACAUCGUCCCGUUCCGUUACACCAGAAAGAACAACAGAAUCCGCUGCUUAACCCGUUUUUUUAGUUAUUCAACUUUUUUUUCCUUGUGUCAGAAACAUACGAGAUGGACGCUACGACGUCCCUCUGAAGAAAUCGUCAUUUUCUUAUUCUCGACAGACACCUGAGCUGUUACGUGGCUGUCAUGUUCUUCUCUUUACAUGUGUUUGGAUUCAUAACCUGAUGGUUGCUGCUUCAAAAGGCAUUAUUACAUACACGACUGAAAUAUUCA
Molecule: messenger RNA, 3771 nt
Organism: Daphnia magna
Lineage: Eukaryota; Metazoa; Arthropoda; Branchiopoda; Diplostraca; Daphniidae
Product: YTH domain-containing family protein 3
Exons: 8
Coding region: 416-3106 (896 amino acids)
Biological process (GO): mRNA destabilization
Cellular component (GO): cytoplasm
Molecular function (GO): N6-methyladenosine-containing RNA reader activity; mRNA binding
Source: RefSeq, a predicted model, not a curated record